AUGCCCUCCUCUGAGCCACAUGGUGUCCAUCGUAAGCGCUACGCCGCGAAGGUGGAGAAGGGGGAAAAUGUGUGGAAAACGGAGUGGAAUAGCUUUAUUUCCGGACUCACCUUAAAACGAGUACGGGAUGGAUCGAUCGGGAUUGCUUUGCGAACGGCGGACGAUCUUCAACAAAAAACACAAGAAUCCCCCGCAUCGGGCUCAUCCCCUUCCUCUCGUCCACGGCAGGAUAAAGGUGCGAGUAGUUGGAAUGAAAGUCAAGAAGACAACCCCGAUGCCCGCGGUUUCACCUUUUCCUACCUCUUUAACUCCCCUGCGGAUCGUAAAAUCGCUCGCGAGACGAAACAAAAACAGAGGGCGCAAGCCAAGGGGGAUCGUUCGGGUGCGGAAAAUUCACACCACACCAGUAAACAUCAGCAGGCGCUCUUAGAAUGCAAGGCGCGCGGCCUGAACGUGGAAGGGAUGACGCGCAAGGAGGUCCGGAGCUUCUUAAACCUAACCCGCACCAAAGAAUACGAAGAAGCCGAGCAGCGCGCGAAGGAGUUUAAGCUGCAUCACCUAUUGGACGAAAAGCUCGCGUGGUAUCAACAAGGGCCCUCCCCGAUCGACCUGAUAUCGGAAAAUCUCGUCACCCGAAAGGCCGAGAAGAAGGGAAAGCGACUCGGGCUGCGGUAUAAUUAUCUUCUUCCUCACCCGUCGUGGGUUGCGCGGCGGGCGCAGCGGCGGCGAGAAAGUAUUUUAGUCGGGCUUGGUCGACGGUUCGUCUUUGAUGAGGAUACUGGGGUCGCCAUGGAUCCUCUUCGCAACAUCCCGGUGGAUUUAACGAAAGUGAAGCUGACUUUCGGGAACGCCUCGAUGCCGAUCGGGGGGAUCGAUGCUAAUGCCGGCAUGGAAGGUCAAUCUUCCGUCGACGAAGAAGCAGAAGCGCAUCCAGAAGAUACCUCGUCAGAGAGCAACAAAACGGCAGAGGAAUCGAUUUCAAAGAAGGGUAAAAGGAAAGGAACUCGAGAAGCUCCGAUUACAGAGUCCGCUCCUGACGUCUCCUCACAUUCUUCAAUUCGGUUAGAUGAUGACAUUCUAGUGAAUCCGUUUGUUUCACGUAAUUCACUAACCCGCGCGGUGGUCCGAUCGCGUUCUGCGGCGGAAGCGAUUCAAAAGGCAAAUCUUACUACCAACUACAUUAGUAGUAAGCUUCUGGGUGGAACAAACGCAGCGGGCGCUUGA
Messenger RNA from Phytomonas sp. EM1, 1224 nucleotides. Lineage: Eukaryota; Euglenozoa; Kinetoplastea; Trypanosomatida; Trypanosomatidae. The record is from the annotation of a GenBank genome assembly.